ACAUGUGGUGGCAGCCCAAGGAGUAGCCGGCCGCACUGCAGUUCCGUUGCCUGAAAGUCGGAGAGCCAACUGGUCGCGCCGGGCGAGACAUGAAGGAUAGCGAAGGAAUAUAUCUCUUGGACUUGGUGAAUUCCAACCAUUACCUCGAGUAUCCUGCAUUAUUCACCUGCAGAACCCUCUUUCUCACAUUUCCUCUCACCGCCGCUCCGAUCUUGACUAGCCAGGCUAGCCUUCCCCUUCGACACUUGCGCGAGGAUCGGUCCACAUAUACAGUCACGCUCGAUGUUGGGAGCAUGGUGCUUUAUAAUAGCAAGCGAGGCAGACGAUCGAGCAAGACUCAAUCUGUGUAUCUUGUGUUUGGAGACAAUGGUCCCUUUCGAUCUUCCAGAGUGGACGCGGCUGAGGAAGAGCACAGACGGAUGGAGAACUACGCAUGUCCCAACGAGCACAGACACGCAGUCGGACGCUUGCGGAUGCGGAUCGGUGGACAGCAGCAGACAUGCCACGGUACAAUGCUCGCGCGAGUGAGAUCCCAGCGUGUGGAGCACACUCUGCUUGUUGUGAGACUGAGUGCUGCUGGGCAAGUGGAUCAAGAUGGGGCCGAACGAGGAUACGCGCUAACGAAUUGGGGAGAAAGGGCAGAGGCAGAUCAGCAACACGGGGAGACCUAAGGACAGGCAAGCGAUGUCGCGAGGGUAGCCAAUAGGCGAGUUUCCGCUUGCGAACGUAAGGGGGGAGAGAGAGUAAAGUCGAGGAGCAAAGAUGGUACGCGUCCAGCGUUCUGAUAGCGAAAUGCACCUCUGAGGGAACGUCCGACUUCACCGUCUGCAGGUGCCUACACCAUCCACUUGCCGCCGCACCGCGCCGCCUACUCGAG
Molecule: messenger RNA, 877 nt
Organism: Laetiporus sulphureus 93-53
Lineage: Eukaryota; Fungi; Basidiomycota; Agaricomycetes; Polyporales; Laetiporaceae
Exons: 2
Coding region: 90-671 (193 amino acids)
Source: RefSeq, a predicted model, not a curated record